CGACACAAUUUAGUAUCCGGUUUCUUUAUAAAUUCAUGCCUUCUUUUCAAUGAUUUCAUAAUGGAGAAUCAUGAUUUGACAGGAGUAAAUGAGCAUCAGUUUUCGCUGGAUUCAUUCACCAGUGAUGAUACAGAACAUCAUGUUGACAAGUUUGGAGGGUCUGAUACAUCUUUAAUGGGAAAUGUUACUGUUUCUGUACCUGACGCCGCAGUUAUCGACACGACCGGUUUGGUAGCCUCUUUUUCUAAUGCUCAUCAGACCAUCCAAACAGACUCUCCUCUCACCUCUGGAGCUGCAUCCACCAGCAUCGGACAUGUCACCCUCUCAGAUAUCAGCUCGAACCUCCGACGGCUAUCAAGUGGGCCGGGAGGGUUGCUUACUGGUACCGUCAUCAGUCCAGAGUCUUUACGGGCGGUCACCAAUAUCUUCCAGACCCUACCGGAGAGUCUUAAUCAACAGAGGGCACUGUCUUCUGGACCUGCCGUCAUCAUUGGUGAAUCCAUGAACAGGGAGAUACAGGAGGAUGGUGAUGGACUGUCUGUUGGCAUCAAUCUGGUCGCAGGGUCGUUGGGUGCACUCAGUGAGAAGGAGGUUGUAAGGACUAGUAGUCUUGGUGAUCAGACUCAGUUAGGGAUGGAGAUCUUGGAGGUUCAAGACAACCCAUUGUCUUCUAUGCCAAGGAGUACCAAUGUGGUUUUCACUGCAAAUACCAACACAGUAAACUUAGUUGGCAAUGUAGAACUAGGACCAGGUGGUGAUGGAGAAUCUAUAAACAUCAUUGAUACCCUGCAGACGGAUGUAGAUGAUUCAGUACCAUCAUCCUCCCUCCUUGAACCUGAUUCCCAGAUACUGGUCGGUGGCAAUGACAGGGUGGUAGAACCUAACGAAGGACAAGAGAUCCCGGUCACAUGCCAGAUCCCUACUCAUGAGUUAGCAAAGCUUGUACAGACUGUUGAACAGGCCAGUAGCAAUGUAGGAGAGCUAGAUAGCAGCAAUGACUCGGUCAACCUAAUCAAUGUUGUAGGAGUGCCAAGUGUUGAACUCUCCAGUACAGGUCAGCUUGUUAUCCGCCAAGGAUAUGUGGUCUGUACCCAAGAUGGAGAAAACUUGGUUGCCAUGGCACAAGAUGAUGAUGUUGCCCUAGCAACGAAUGAUGAGCCAGUGGAAUCGGUAGAACCAGUGGAGUCGGUGGAACCAGUGGAACCGGCAGAUCCUGUGACUGUUGACAUGGCAUCAGAUGUACCCUCAGCCCCAAAACCGGAAGUAGAAGAAAAAACACCUGUAGUAACCGAGAAGAAGAAAGGAAAAGGAGGCUGGCCAAAGGGAAAGAAAAGAAAGAAAAAUAUCAUUGAGAUGGCUAAAGCUCCCAGACCACCAUCAUCAGCGUACGCCAUGUUUCUUGCUGAGCAGAGAGAAGGGUUCCGUGCCAGUCACCCUGAGCUGGUCGGUCAUAAGAUUUCAUCUAGCUUGGGUAAGAUGUGGAGCGGUCUAGAAGCGGAUGUGAAGAAGAAAUACUUGGACAUGGAGAAGAAGGACAAGGAGAGAUACAUCAAAGAAAUCAAGGAAUACCAAGAAUCAUCCAGCUGUCAGGCUUUCCUCAAGAAACAAACUCAAAAUUCUGUCAGAAAUUUCACUGAAAGUGAUGAAGCGAUGAAUGAACAGGUGUCAAACAUGAGCAAGAAUGAUAUUCUGGGCUGCAAUUAUCUUCAAUGCAAAGUGUGUAAUAUGUAUUUUCACAGUGAUCAUAACAUGUCGCAGCAUUUACUUGGCAAAUAUCACAUGACCAUACUGGCUGCAAAAAUAUGUGAGAUGGACAAAGAAACCCUUGGUUUGGAUGAACUGGAAGAGGGCGGGUCCCAACCUGAGGUACCAUCAACAUCAGAUGAUUGUAAAUCAUGUGAAUGUUUCAAAGAUGGUAUGCCACAUACCGAGGGAUUCAGAUCAACAUUCAUGGAUCUACAUUUUGAGAGAGAGUUAGAGCUGAGGGAAUUAAGACGUCACCAUGCAAUCAGUAUUCAUCAACAGAUGUCAUUACGCAGGAAGUACAAGAUUUUACAGGAAACAAUGCAAAAGAUGGAGAAUGACCACCGGAAUCUGAAGGCUUUUGGUUCAAACGUCCAGUCAAAGCUUGAUGGCCUAUAUAGAAUGAUUUUAUUCUUAACGUAGCAGUACACCAAGAGGUCAGAAGCUUGUCUUCAAUGAUCUCUGGAUGAUCGUACAGCUUCAUAUAUCAGGACACGGUUGUACUACCUGCUGGCCAUGUAGCUGAGAGGGAGAGCUCACAGGAAGUUCCAACCAGUCAUUCAGUCAUCUCUUGCCGAUCAUACAGCUUCAGCUAACAGGACAAGGUUGUACUACCAACUGGCCGAGUAGAUGAAAGGAAAAGCUGAUGAAGAGGUUUAACCAGUCGUUAUUCAUCUCUCAAUGAUCGUACAGCUUCAGCUAUCAGAACACAGUUGUACUACCUGCUGGCCAUGUAGCUGAGAGGAAGAGCUGGUGAUGUGGUCCAACCAGUUGUUCAAUUAUAUCUCGAUUAUGGUACAGCUUCAGCUAUAAAGUCACGGGUGUACUACCUGCUGGCCAUGUACCUGAG
Molecule: messenger RNA, 2593 nt
Organism: Lytechinus variegatus (green sea urchin)
Lineage: Eukaryota; Metazoa; Echinodermata; Echinoidea; Temnopleuroida; Toxopneustidae
Exons: 12
Coding region: 61-2166 (701 amino acids)
Biological process (GO): regulation of gene expression
Cellular component (GO): nucleus
Source: RefSeq, a predicted model, not a curated record